AUGAGACAAUUCAACACCAGUUCCCGAGACUUCAUUUUGUUGGGAUUCUCAGAUUGGCCCCAUUUGGAACUUCUCCUCUUUGUGGUCAUCUUGCUCUUUUACCUCUUAACCUUGGUUGGCAACACAGCCAUCAUUGUCUUGUCUCAUUUGUUCCCUCAACUCCACACCCCCAUGUAUUUCUUUCUCUGUCACCUCUCUUUCCUAGAUCUUUGCUAUACAACUAGCACUGUCCCUCAACUGCUGGUAAAUCUGCAUGGAUCUGACAGGACCAUCACUUAUGGAGGCUGUGUGGCUCAGCUCUUUAUUACCCUUGCCCUAGGUUCUGCAGAGUGUGUUCUUCUGGUGGUUAUGGCUUUUGACCGCUAUGCUGCUGUUUGCCAGCCCCUCCAGUACACUACCAUCAUGCAACCCUGGCUCUGCUUCCUGCUUGCUACUGUCUCUUGGUUUGGAGGUUUGGUCAACUCAGUGGCACAGACAGGACUUAUGAUGACUAUUCCUCUCUGUGGCUUACACUAUCUGGACCAUUUUUUCUGUGAGAUGCCUGUACUCUUAAAGCUGGCAUGUAAGGAUACAAAACAGACAGAAGCCAAGAUGUUUGUUGCCCGGGCCAUUAUCUUGGUGUUACCUGCUUCACUUAUCUUGGGCUCCUAUGUGUACAUAGUACAGGCAGUACUAAAUAUUAAGUCAGCAGCAGGACAAAGAAAGGCAUUUGAGACAUGCGGGUCCCAUCUCAUGGUGGUCUCUCUCUUCUAUGGAUCUGCCAUUUAUACUUAUCUCCAACCCACUCAUAAGUACUCCACGAGUCAUGGGAAGUUUGCUGCUCUCUUUUAUACUAUCAUGACUCCAAUGCUCAACCCUCUUAUUUAUACGUUGAGGAACAAGGAUAUGAAAGCAGCUUUGAGGAAGGUGAUAAAGAGAGAAAGAGCUUUGGGGUAG
Trichosurus vulpecula (common brushtail) is the source of this 936-nucleotide messenger RNA. Its product is annotated as olfactory receptor 10-like. Gene Ontology annotation, molecular function: G protein-coupled receptor activity; olfactory receptor activity. The coding region runs from base 1 to 936 and encodes 311 amino acids. The transcript has a single exon. Gene Ontology annotation, biological process: G protein-coupled receptor signaling pathway. Lineage: Eukaryota; Metazoa; Chordata; Mammalia; Diprotodontia; Phalangeridae. The record is from RefSeq and is a predicted model, not a curated record. Gene Ontology annotation, cellular component: membrane.